Messenger RNA from Dictyostelium discoideum AX4, 165 nucleotides. RefSeq lists its product as hypothetical. The coding region runs from base 1 to 165 and encodes 54 amino acids. The record is from RefSeq and is a predicted model, not a curated record. Lineage: Eukaryota; Evosea; Eumycetozoa; Dictyosteliales; Dictyosteliaceae. The transcript is spliced from 2 exons.
AUGUUAUUCAAAUCCAUUAUUUCAUUAUUAAAUAAAUCAUCAAAUGUUGUUUCAUCAUCAAAAUCAAAUGACUGUAAUAUUAAUUCAUUUGAUUCAACAUGUAAUACUGUCUCAAAUAAGAGUUCAACAACAUUCUUUACAAGACCAAACUUUGUGAACUAUUAA